Messenger RNA from Lemur catta (Ring-tailed lemur), 2250 nucleotides. Its product is annotated as zinc finger protein 324A-like. Lineage: Eukaryota; Metazoa; Chordata; Mammalia; Primates; Lemuridae. The transcript is spliced from 4 exons. Gene Ontology annotation, molecular function: DNA-binding transcription factor activity, RNA polymerase II-specific; RNA polymerase II cis-regulatory region sequence-specific DNA binding. Bases 438 to 2123 code for a protein of 561 amino acids. The record is from RefSeq and is a predicted model, not a curated record. Gene Ontology annotation, biological process: regulation of transcription by RNA polymerase II.
GCCACACCGGCGAUCCCGGUAGGGGCAGGCGGGGUUGGGGCCGGUUGUCCAGGAGGUUCUGGAGACUCGAGGCGGGGCCGGCGAGGAAGGUACCAGCGAAGGGCCGCUUCGUGCCCCCGCCUGUGCACGCGUCGUGACCGCCGGCCGAUGGCCCCGCCCCCCGAGCCUCGGUUUCUCUGAGUGUAGCGUGGGCGGCCUGUGGGGCUGUCGGGCCGCGGCCGGAGCCACGUGCUCUCCCGCCCCCGCGGCAGCCGCCGACGCGACUCCCCGGUCGUUCACCGCCUUUGACUGUGCGGGAGACUGAGGCCCGCAGCCGGCUGCAGGAGGCUGCGGGCAGGCAUCGGCGGUGCCCAGGCUGCCCACCAUCUCUGCCCUCCCAACUGCAGGUUCUGUUGGCGGCGGCGGAGGAGGUGCUGACAGACCGGGCGCCGGGGCCGAUGGCCUUCGAGGAUGUGGCCGUGUACUUCUCUCAGGAGGAGUGGGGGCUCCUGGACACAGCGCAGAGGGCCCUGUACCGCCAUGUGAUGCUGGAAAACUUCGCACUUGUGGCCUCACUGGGGCUCUCCACCUCCCGACCUCGUGUGGUCGUCCAACUUGAGCGUGGCGAGGAGCCCUGGAUUCCCAGUGGGAUGAACUCGACGCUGGCCAGGAACACCCACAGGAGGCACAACCCUGGCUCCUGGUGUUUGGCAGACGACAGAGAUGUUUCUGGAGAAGCAGCAUCGCCUGAGGCCUUACCGGAUAGCCCCCCUGCAAUGCCUACUAGGGUCGUACCUGUUGUUGGCGCCUGCCACAGUGCAAAAGGCCUGGAGGGACAAUGGGGUGCGUCCCCAUCACAGGAGCGAAAACCCACGGGGGUGUCGAUGAUCUACUGGGAGAGGCUCUUGCUCGGCUCGGGCACCGGCCAGGCCAGCGUUAGCCUGCGACUGACGUCCCCGUUGAGGCCUCUCGAGGGCGGCGGGUCCAUGGAAAACACGCGCACAGGCCGCCCUCAGCCAGGGAUGCAGCCCACGGUGCCCAAGCGGCAGAAGCCAUACGCGGGCAACGCCCCUGGGAGAGCCUUCCGCAGCGUCCCUGACGUGGGGUCUGUUAGCACUAGGCAGGAACACGGAAUGAGCGUGGCUUGGCACAAGCCUCAGAGACUCCCCAGCGACCGGGAGCCCAGAACCUGGGAGGAACUGGGCGAGGCUCUCCACGCUGGCCCUGGCCUCCCGGGAGAGAAGGCCUUCGAAUGCAGGGCGUGCAGCAAAGUGUUCGUGAAGAGCUCAGACCUCCUCAAGCACCUGCGCACCCACACCGGGGAGCGGCCCUACGAGUGCGCCCAGUGCGGCAAGGCCUUCAGCCAGACGUCGCACCUGACGCAGCACCAGCGCAUCCACAGUGGCGAGACGCCCUACGCGUGCACGGCGUGCGGGAAGGCCUUCCGGCACAGCUCCUCGCUAGUGCGGCACCAGCGCAUCCACACGGCCGAGAAGUCCUUCCGCUGCGGCGAGUGUGGCAAGGCUUUCAGCCACGGCUCCAACCUCAGCCAGCACCGCAAGAUCCACGCGGGCGGGCGGCCCUAUGCCUGUGGGCAGUGCGGCCGCCGCUUCUGCCGCAACUCGCACCUGAUCCAGCACGAGCGCACGCACACGGGGGAGAAGCCGUAUGCCUGCGCGCUGUGCGGAGCUGCCUUCAGCCAGGGCUCCUCGCUCUUUAAGCACCAGCGUGUGCACACUGGAGAGAAGCCCUUCUCCUGCGCGCAGUGUGGCCGGGCCUUCAGCCACAGCUCCAACCUCACACAGCACCAGCUGCUGCACACUGGCGAGCGGCCCUUCCGCUGCGCAGACUGCGGCAAGGCCUUCGCUAAGGGCGCUGUGCUGCUGAGCCACCGGCGCAUCCACACUGGUGAGAAGCCUUUUGUGUGUGCACAGUGUGGCCGCGCCUUCCGGGAGCGCCCGGCCCUCUUCCACCACCAGAGGAUCCACACUGGGGAGAAGCCUGUGCGUCGGCCUAGGGCCAGUCUUCAUCCCCGGGUGAAGCCUCCAUCGGGGUCAUCAUCAGAAGGUUCCCUGAGGAGGGAAGCAGAGCCCACUCCUUCCGCCUCUGGCCCAGCUGUAGUCUUGAAACCAGCUGAGGCCUGAAGUCACAGCGUUACCCUUCCGUGGCCUUUUGUGAGUCCCUUCCACAGCUAAAGGGCCCAUGUCGUCUGCAAAUCGACAGCGGGGGUGGGGGGUACGGUGGGGUGGGGAAGCUCUGUGCAUUUGAAUG